GCUGGACCACAGAAUGAGCCCCAGGCCAGCCUGGGUUAUGUGAGUUGAAGACCAACCUGAGGCUAGCUUGGCUUACAGAGGGCGUUCGAGGCCAGCCUGGCCACAUAGUGAGUCCCAGGCCAAUCUGGGUUGCAAAGAGAGGUGAAGACCAGACUGGCUACACAGCAAGUUCAAGGCCAGCCUAUGCAACGUUCUAGGCUCUUUCUAAAAACGUCAAUAAAAACAAUAUAGGAAAACCAAAACAGAAGAAGCUUGGGGAGAGGCGACUGCACUUGGAAGCAUUUAGGAGAAGACUGGAAAUGUGCAAGGGAGCAGUCACGGUCCUGAAAAGACUAGGAACAGAGGGCUCCACCCAAGAAGUGGGGUGCCUGCUUUGGAUAAUAGAGAGGGGCUUACAUUUAUAAAAGAGAAGGAACCGAUGGGUAGGCCCCAAGCAUGGGAACCCCGAAACCGCGGAUCUUGCCCUGGCUGGUGUCGCAGCUGGACCUGGGGCAAUUGGAAGGCGUGGCCUGGCUGGACGAGAGCCGCACUCGGUUCCGGAUCCCGUGGAAGCACGGCCUGCGGCAGGAUGCCCAGGUGGCUGACUUUGGCAUCUUCCAGGCCUGGGCUGAAGCCAGCGGUGCCUACGUCCCAGGGAAGGAUAAGCCCGACCUGUCGACCUGGAAGAGGAAUUUCCGGUCAGCCCUGAACCGGAAAGAAGUGUUGCGAUUAGCCGAUGACCAGAGCAAGGACCCCUUUGACCCUCAUAAAGUGUAUGAGUUUGUGACCCCAGCAAGGGACUUUGCACAUCUGGACACCUCUCCUGAUCCCAAUGGCAGAAGCAGUCUGUCUGAUCCCCAGGAAGACCUCCGGGAAUUACUGGGUGACAUGGUCUUGGAACCUCUCCCAGAUGAGGGGUCCUCAGGCCUGGCUAUUGCUCCUGAUCACUCUCAACUACUACUAAGCCCAAAUCUGGACAACCUCCCAAACCUGGCACCCCAGGAAAAUCCACUGAGGCAGCUGCUAGCUGAGGAACAAUGGGAGUUCGAAGUGACCGCUUUCUACCGGGGCCGGCAGGUCUUCCAGCAGACACUCUUUUGCCCAGGGGGCCUGCGGCUGGUGGGCACCACAGCUGAUAACAGGACACUGCCCGGACAGCCAGUCACCCUGCCAGACCCUGAGGGGUUUCUGACGGACAGGCUUGUGAGAGAGUAUGUGAGCCAAGUUCUCAAGGGGCUGGGCAAGGGGCUGUUUCUGUGGCGGUCAGGGCAGUGUCUCUGGGCCCAGCGUCUGGGCCACUCCCAUUCUUUCUGGGCUCUGGGUGACGAGCUGCUUCCAGACAGUGGGCGAGGGCCAGAUGGAGAGGUUCCCAAAGACCAGGACGGAGUUGUGUUCGACCUUGGGCCCUUUGUGACAGAUCUGAUUGCCUUCAUGGAAGGAAGUGGACACUCCCCACGCUACACUCUGUGGUUCUGUGUAGGGGAGUCGUGGCCCCAGGACCAGCCGUGGGUCAAGAGGCUUGUGAUGGUCAAGGUUGUUCCCACGUGUCUUAAAGAGCUGUUAGAGAUGGCUCGGGAAGGAGGAGCCUCCUCACUGAGAACUGUGGACUUGCACAUCUCCAACAGCCAGCCUAUCUCCUUCACUUCUGACCAGUACAAGGCCUACCUCCAGGACUUGAUGGAGGAAAUGGACUUCUAGGCCACCAGAGACACCUGAGCCCUGCCCAGCUGCCACCAAUAAAGCAGUUUAUGCCACCAUCA
Microtus oregoni (creeping vole) is the source of this 1739-nucleotide messenger RNA. It is a transcript of the gene Irf3, whose product is annotated as interferon regulatory factor 3. Gene Ontology annotation, cellular component: nucleus. The transcript is spliced from 8 exons. Gene Ontology annotation, biological process: immune system process; regulation of transcription by RNA polymerase II. Gene Ontology annotation, molecular function: RNA polymerase II cis-regulatory region sequence-specific DNA binding; protein binding; DNA-binding transcription factor activity, RNA polymerase II-specific. Bases 436 to 1677 code for a protein of 413 amino acids. The record is from RefSeq and is a predicted model, not a curated record. Lineage: Eukaryota; Metazoa; Chordata; Mammalia; Rodentia; Cricetidae.